UUGAGCGCACGCAGAAUAGUAUUUGUUAGCAAACAAUUAAAUGAUCAUGAUUGGUUACUAGUGAGUUUAAACAAUGAAAAGCAAUUAUUUGGUAAUGCAGCAGUGAAUCGAUAAUUUUCUCUAUAAUUUCAUAUAUUCUGUGUGUUAAGCUGUCAAUUUGUCACAGUUUUGACCAGUAGUUCAACAAGUUUGCUUUUGUUGUUUGAGGUUAGACUUUUUUUGCAAGUUUUAAAUUUUAUUUCAUGAGUCAAUCAAUCCACUAAUUGUUUAAUUGAAUAUUAAAAUGGCGACUUGUAACAUCGCGAGGAAAAAUAAUUAUUUACUAAAAAAAAUAAAUGAUCAUAAAAAAAUUUUUUAUGAAAAUUAUCAAGAUCUCUGCGUUCUGCUUCAGAUCGCAUUUAGAAAAAAAAUCAAAAAGAAAAUAUUAGAUAACUCUUAAAUUUAAAAUGAAAUUAAGAAGGUCAGAGGAAAACUAUUGAAGAAAACUUAAAAUGGGAUUGAAAUUGGGACUUGACUCUACGAAAGUUACUAAUUUUAAAGAAGAUUCGAAAUUAACUUGGAGGAAUAUAAAUUUUCAAGAAACUUUUUGUCAUCUCAAGAUAAAUCUAUGAAUUAUUCUAAUUUCCGGAAAGAUUUAUCAUGCGGACUACAAUGUUUCAGCCGGAAAAUUUGAUAAAUCAUGAGCCGAAAAAAAGAAAAUUAAAAAAAAAUAAAAAGAAAAAGUCAAUGAAGGAACAGGAAAAAUCGCGUGCUGCUGCUGUGUCUGCAGAAACAGAAAAGCAAAAAAAUGUACUGAUCAAGGACAUGCUCGAGGAGAUACGAGUAGAGAAGUUUAAAUCUGAGACAGAAGCUUCGAUCGAUGAAGAUGAAGCGAGAAAACGAAAAGUUCAUUUAGAAAAAACCUGGCAUGUUAUUACGAAAAAUGAACAAGCGUUUAUGGAGGAUGCUUUGGAAAACAAAGAAGAAGAUGAGUGGAUCCAAUACAUGACUUGUGACGGUCUACCAAAUCCUGGGAUACUGUCAGAAUUAAAUACAUUUUUAUUUAUUUGGGAUUUAGAGGAUGAAGAAGCGUCAAUGUUAAAUAUUUCACACAAAUGCCAAGUCGUUAUUUAUUUAUUGCUAAAAUUAGAUAACAUUAUUGAGUUGAGUUUAAUGGAACCUCCUGAGUAUAUUGAGGACUGCAAAAAAGUACGUAAAAUAUUUAGGGCAAAGCUGAAAUACUGGAUUGAUCUGGCGACUUAUCGGCUUCUUCGUCAGAUCGAGCGAGACAUGAUUAGAGAGGAUUUAAGAAAUGCGAGAUAUAUAAAAGAAGCUGAUGAAAUUAUUUGCUGCAUUUGGGCUUUGAUCAGAUUGCCAAUUAGUAUCAAACAAUUAUCGGAACGUGAAAGAAAUCCAAUAGAAAUAAAUUUUAAAGAACUAGAUCUGACUGUUAAAAUGCCUGUGGAUGUUGAUUGCUACGCUAUGUCAAUACGCGGCCUCUGGAUUAAAUACGAUCAUUAUUCAGAUCAAGGAUCAUCAUUUUUUAUGCCAGAAAUACCACAAGAGUAUAAUAUGAAUGAAGAUCUUUUGACCUUUUGUCUGAACGAGUACGAUACAAAAGUCAAAAUUCGUCAUGAACAAGUCGAGGGUCGUAGAUUGAGACUCGAAGAAAAAAAAAUGAUGGUCGAACGUUUAUCGAAUCCGUCACAAUUCGUUACAUCUAAAUCGGAAAAAAAAGGCAAACAAAGUAAAAAAUUAUCACCCCAGGCUGGACGGUCUAAAAAAACGGAACCUGAAGCUGAGCCUGAACCACUACCGUAUUUACCUACACCCGAUGAAAUCAUUCUGCAGAAAGAAGAGGAAAAUAGAAAGGAGUUGAGAAAAUUAUUAUUUACCCGGUGUGAAAAAACAGAAAUAAAUUUACGAAAAUAUCGGAUACUUGGCGGAGUGUAUCAUAUUGAUUUAAUUUAUCAACCACCUCAGCCUAAAGAUAUGAGAGGAGAUAUUUUUUUGACAACACUUCAACUACCAAAAGAACUCAGAUAUGUAUCUUUUUUACGGCCGUACAAAGCGCCACCGCCAGCACCAGACGCAGAAAGAACUCCGGAGGUGAUUGAAGCUGAAAUGAAAGCUCUUGAAGCUGCGAUGGAAGCUCUAGUGCUUGUCACUUUCAAGCUUCCGGAGUCAGUUUUGUGGUUCGAGCCGCCUCUGGUCGCUCACUGGAUUGAUGAUAAAAAAAUUUGGUCGACUCAGGACGUACAUGAUAUCAAAUACAAUGAAGAAAAACAAAUAAUAACAUUCAGGACUGGUAGACUUGGCAUCCACGGUCUUGCGGGAUUUAAAUUUAUUAAUUUACCAUUUCAAAGUUGGGAAUUGAAACCGGAAACUGGUAAAACUGGUGGGGUGACACUCAAUAUUUCUGCUGCUAUUGUUCAAGUUGAAUUUGUCGUACGGGAAAAUUUGGUAUGUCUAAAUUCUUUAAUCGGAGGCACUACAACUGCACUUCAAGAUCUUGUUGGAAAAUAUAUGAAACUUGAUUUAUUAAUACGAAAAAUGAGAUCUGGUGGCUGUGAUUUAUUCCCUGAAAGAGAUACUUUUAGUUACAUAAAAGGCCUUCCAGUAAAGCACCCGAUUGCUGAAAAACAUCUUCAAUCAUGCAUGGGUUUACUUAGUACAGCAUACAUGUUUGCCUGGUCAAGAUGGAAUGCAACAGUAUCAGCGCGUCAAAUAAUUAUCCAAAUAAAAGAAUUACACGGGUGUGUUGCCAAAGAACAAACAAAUAUGAUGCUGAUGGUAACUCCACUGCGUACUACUCUUAUUGAUUGCACAGAAGUUGGCUCUGAGUUCAGCGAUAAAUCAAUGCCUGGUGAAGACUCUAAGUUUUUCGCGGAUGUUUAUCAUUUAGCAUCACAUACUGCUGGGAUAAAAACCCGACUGUUGAUGAAAAAGGGUUCGGAUCCCAGAGUAGCGACAUGUCGAGGAAAACUUCAAAACAGGCGAAGUAAACUCAACCAAGAAAUAAACAAAGAACUGAGACUACGUGCUGGUGCGGAAAAUCUCUUCAAAGCAACCACAAACCGGAAAUUAAAGGAAACAGUAGCAUUGGAAUUGAGUUUUGUUAAUUCAAAUCUUCAAUUACUGAAAGAACAACUCGCUGAGCUAAAUAGUUCUGUUGAGCUCUAUCAAAAUGUCGAUGGACAAGAGCCAGUCAUGCCGAUGAUCCCAUUGGGAUUAAAAGAAACUAAAGACAUUGAUUUCCAAGAUCCUUUUAAGGAUUUCAUCUUAGAACAUUACAGUGAAGAUGGCGAUCAUUAUGAAGAAGCAAUUGCUGAUCUUAUGGAAACACGACAGGCAACACGAACACCAACGCGAGAUGCAUCAGGAAUAGCUUUACUAUUCCGUUACUACAAUCAAUUAUAUUUCAUUGAAAGACGUUUCUUCCCACCGGAUCGAAGCCUCGGUAUUUAUUUCGAAUGGUUCGACUCAUUAACAGGAGUACCGAGCUGUCAAAGAACAGUAGCGUUUGAGAAAGCAUCGAUUCUAUUCAAUGCCGGUGCUCUGUACACACAAUUGGGAGCUAAACAAGACCGACGAAGUACCAAAGGACUUGAUCAAGCUGUCGAUGCAUUUUUACGCGCUGCCGGUACAUUUCGUUACAUCCAUGAAAAUUUCACAAAUGCACCGAGUAUGGAUCUUGGUCCUGACAUGCUGGACAUGUUGGUGCAGCUGAUGCUGGCUCAAGCGCGAGAAUGUUUAUUUGAAAAACUCGAAUUACAAUCUCGUGAUACAAGAAAUACUGAUAUCUGUUUGGAUCUUGCUCAAGAAGCUGCUCAAGUUGCUGCUGUCUAUAAUGACGUACAUGGAUUAAUAUCACGUGAACCUGUUCGUGAUUACGUACCUGAAUCCUGGGUUUCUCUGGUUCUUGUCAAGCGCGAACACCAUUUAGCACUUGCUCAUAAACACCUCGCUGCUGGAUUACUGGCUAAGCCUAUUGCGGAAUUCAGAACAGAAACAAAACUCACGUUGGAACAUAUCCAAGAGAGCGAUGGGAAAACUCAAAUGGAUAAUGUUAUUCCUAAAGAUGAUCAUGAACGGAGAGCUCUAGGGAGAGCGCAUUUACGAGAAAGUUUAGUUCUGCAUGAAGAAAGUCAGCGACUACAAAGAAUGUGCAGAGAAUUAAAAGGCAAACAAGCAUUAGCUAAAUUAUUAAAACGAGCACAUGAUGCGACUUUGAAAAAUUAUAAUGACGCUGGUGAUGAAGAUGAUCUGCGAGAAUUACUUGAUCCUCCGCAUAUAAUUGCAUCAACAAAAUUCCAAUUAAGUAUCACGCAUCCAGAUUUCAGUCAACACGGAGUUGAUGAUCUGUUCAAAUCACUCGGUCCCGUAGCCAUAUUUUCAGCUAAAAGACACUGGACAGCUCCACGAUCUAUUCAAUUACAACGUGGACCUGGUGGUGAAGGUUUUGGUUUCAGUGUAAGAGGAGACGCUCCUGUUAUUAUUGCUGCCGUUGAUCACAAUUCAUUAGCUGAUCUCGGUGGAAUGAAGGAAGGCGAUUUCAUUGUUAACAUCGAUGACAAAGAUGUUAAAUGGGCCUCCCAUGAACAAGUUGUGCGCUUGAUUAAACAGUGUGGAGACUCAAUUAGUCUUAAACUCGUCACGCCUAUGGAUAGAAAUUAUUUAAAAAAACCUGUGAAGACUAGUCAUCAUGAUAAAGGCAGCGUGUCAGCAAGUAGUUCUUCAGGAGUGUCUUCCGGUCAGCCAAGUCCAGCAGGAUCUGUCACAACGGCUCAUGCUGCCCGACGUAUUCCUUGGAAUCCAUUUAAAAAAUCAACUCAACGAGAUAGUAGAGAUCUUACCUUUGAUAAUGUCAUUCUCAGAUGAUCUCUGCAUUAUAUAUAUCUUAUAUAUAUGUAUAUCUUACAUACUCUCAUCGUAAUUUCGCGACUAUUUUAUAUUUUUAUCUUUACAUUGAGAGUAAAUAUAAAAAAUUCGCCAUAUUACGAUACAAAUUGAAAAAAAAAAUUCUUGCCACAAUGAUCCAUUUUUUUAAAUUUUAAAAAUAAAUAUAAUUUUUAAAAAUUUUAGUUUAAAUAUUAAUUAUGUACAUAGAUUUUAAAUGGUAUUUUUAUAUAUAUUGAUAUAUAUAUUAUACAUUUAAAGCAAGUGGAUCAUUCGUGGCAAUAAAAUACUUUUUUAAAAUUAUUUAAUGGAAAUUUUUUUAUGCCAAAUUUUGAUUUUAAAAAAUCAUUUUUAUUAUUGAUAAUGAUAAUAAGUAAAUAUUAAAUUUAUGUCUUGUAUAAUUUUUUUUUUAAGCUAGUGCUGAAAUAUGCGUACAUGAAGCCAUAUAUUAAUUUACUGUAUUACAAAGUGUAGAAAAAAAUUAUGUUUAAAUAAAUAAAAUAAAAAUUUUUUUAAAUUUUAGAUGAAAAUAUUUAUAAUUUUAAAAAUAAAUAAUUGAUGUAUGUAGAAAAAAAAUUAUGCAGUUUCAGAGCUCCAUAUAAUUUUUAAAUUUUAAUAACCACAAUAUCCAUAAAUAAAUUCUCUCAAUCUGUUGGAUUUGACGGCGGAUUGAUGAAAAUAAAGUCGAUUGUGUAAAAAUUACAAUUAAUGGCUAAACUAUAUAUCCUUAUAAGUUGGAAAAACAGGAUAAAUUAAUUGUCGCUUUUGUCAAAUUCACAAAAUAAAUAAUUUUAAAUAAUAAUAUAAUUUAUUUAUUGCCGUAACAUGGGCGGCGGAGGGUGGAAAAUAUUUAUCUGAAGUUACAAAAUUAUCAUUAUUAUUAUUAUUCAUUUAUUCAAUUGGACAUAGAGUCAUUACUCCUUGCGGCCAUCCAAAAUAUAUAGUUUUACAUGAUAGUAUAUAUAGCUGUUAAACAAGCGACAUAAAAAUACAAUAGUUUAAUAAUAUAUGUAUAACAAUAAUUUGGUUAGUAUAUCAUUUCAUUCAUCAUUAAUUUAUUAACAAAUUAAUUAAUUAAUGAAUUUGUAAUCAUCUUAUUCAAGAACUAAUUACAACAUGUUUUCCUAAAUUCGUUAAAUGUGGGCUGUUGCGUACAAGCACUAACUCAUUCCAUAUUCUAAUAGCUCGCUCAUUAAGAACGAUUUGUCAUAUUUCAUGGUGCGACAGUUUGGUAAUAUUAAAUAAUCACGACGGAUAUCGCCUCUUCGAAAACGAGGCUCUAGCACACAAAAAUUGUUUUAAAGCAGUUGUUUUUUAUUCAAACACAAUAUUUUAUAAACUAGACAGCUCCAUACCUAAUGAACUUCGAAAAUUUGAACUUUGGCAAUUUGAACUCUUGUAAAUUUGAAUUUGAACUUUGAAUAAUUUAGUAGUUCUUUAAGGGUGUGCGAAUAUCGUUCGAAUCGAAUCGAAUCGAAUAAUUCGAAAGUUCCCGAAUAAUUCGAAAGUUCACGAAUAAUUCGAAAAAUUUCAAAUAAUUCGGAAAUUUUCGAAUAAAUCGCGAAUAGUUCGAACAAUUCGCGAAUUAUCGAAAUAUCACUGGAUUUUCUAUUGUUUCCAAUUUGAAUUCCAUUACAUCAUGUAUCAAAAUAUUUUACUUACGAAUAAUAGUAUACUUUUUGAUUAAAAAUCAAUUAUCCGGAGAAAACAAUUGCUCAAUUUCAAUGUAUGUUCAUCUUUGUCAGUAACAUAAAAAAUCUAGAUACUAUUAUUGGCAAGAGAUCUUUUCAAUUCAUUUUGGUUUUUAUAAUUAUUAAUUUCCGUUUGAAAAAAAAUAAAUAAGAAAAAGGUUACUCACGCAAUAUUUUAAAAUUCUCGAAAUUAAUUUCUCCAAGUUUUUUUAUAGAAAAUUCGAAUUAUUCGAUUCGGAUUUCGAAUCGAAUAUUAAUAUUCGAUUCAGAACGAAUAAUUCGUAAGUUCGAAUUAUUCGCACACCCCUAUAUUUCUUUCAUCAAAAAUAAUUUCAUUCAUCAUCACUCAUUCAUUCAUCAAAAGUUUAUACUUAUGACGUUAAGUUCGAAUCAUAGUAUAGUCUAUGUGUACCGCUAUUUUUGGCGUUAACAUUUGAAUAUUAAUAGGUUGUUUCAUUCAUAAAAGUUAAAAUUUACCAAAGUUCAAAUUGCGAAAGUUCAAUUUUCAAAGUUCAUUAGGUCGGUCACCAACUAGACAACAAAGAAAAAACUCCCGCCUUAAUUUCAAAGUUAGCUAUCAUAGAUUAUUAUAAUAUGCUGUAACAUGCUCAUAUUUCGAUAUUUUAAAACUAAAUUGUAAGCUUUGAAUAAAUUUGAAUUGACAUACUUUUGUUACUUUGAUCACUACAACUCUAUAUAGAUGCUGAGGGAUUCGCUACUAUCCGCUUCCGGUUGUUACCGGGUUAAUACAGUGGAGUUCACUGCAGUGUUUUAGUUUUGCUCGAAUUGAUAGAGACAUCGUCUAAGGUAGAGUACGUCAACAUCCGCAUACUGAUGAGCCCGUUGGCGUACUCGGAACGAAACUAUCGAUUUUUCGGUAUUUUUUUCACUCUAAGCAAUUUUAUUUAUUUUUAUGAUCGACUUACAAAUCAAUUCACUCUGAAUUAAUGGUAUAUGUCAGAUUGCGCGUAUUGACAAACAAAAACUUUGAGAUUUAAUGAAUACUAAAGAAAAUUUGAAUACAAAUAUAAAACCAACGGAUUAAUUUAUAUUUUAAAAAUACUUUUAUCUACACAAAAUGCAAUUUUUAUAUUAAAUCCGUCGUUGCGUUCUUGCUGAUAAAAUUUAUCCAAAAGCGAUAAGAAUAAAAUUGGAUGAUUGUUAGUAGAAAAUAUAUGAACUCUGCACUUCUGCAUAAUUGCCAAAAGUUUUAAUUACAAAGGUGCCAAUUUUAUUUGAAAUUUAAACGGAUAAUUAAAAAAUAUAAAUUUAUAGACGUUAUUGUUUGUGUGCAAAAGUAUUCUGAUUUUAAAAAAGGCUGAAUAUAAGAGAUAUUAAUAUUUUUUAAAAAUUUUUGAUCUGUAAAAAAUAAAAUAAUGGAAAAAAAUAUUUUUUGUGUGAAUUUAUUCAAUAAUCUGAAAAUUAUGCAAUGGAAAAAAUAAAGUAAUCGAGUAUUGAGUUAAAAAUGAUUUUAAUGAGUAUCUUUCACCGGUGGGUAAAAAUAUAUAAAGCGAGUAGAGGGAGGAUGCACUUUCUUUAGAGCUCGGAUAACUUUAUGUACCGGUUUUAAGGUCACUAGAGAAAGUUCAGCUGACGUUUCAAGUGAACAAGAAAUGUUGCCGACUGGCACUCGUGUUUUUAUUAAACAAUAAGUACUGAAAGAAUUGGAUGUAUGAGUUCACUGGGAGUGUAAUGCUUUCCAUGGAUUUAUAAAUAUAUUUUUAUUCAAAUUACAGUACAAAAAAUAGGUAGCGAGCAUGAGAAAAAUUAUAUUUUGUUUAAUUGUUACUUUUGUAAAUUAGAUUAGAUUUUUUUUUAAUGGGCGGUUUCUUUUGUUAUUCAAUUUUGUCAUAAGCCAGAUAUUAAAUAUGGAAAUUUAUG
Microplitis mediator is the source of this 8450-nucleotide messenger RNA. RefSeq lists its product as uncharacterized. NCBI's taxonomy places the organism in Eukaryota, Metazoa, Arthropoda, Insecta, Hymenoptera, Braconidae. Gene Ontology annotation, molecular function: protein binding. Gene Ontology annotation, biological process: negative regulation of stress fiber assembly; signal transduction. The transcript has 24 exons. Bases 640 to 4860 code for a protein of 1406 amino acids. The record is from RefSeq and is a predicted model, not a curated record.